Messenger RNA from Aspergillus ibericus CBS 121593, 5241 nucleotides. Its product is annotated as DNA-directed RNA polymerase II core subunit RPO21. The record is from RefSeq and is a predicted model, not a curated record. Gene Ontology annotation, molecular function: DNA binding. Bases 1 to 5241 code for a protein of 1746 amino acids. Gene Ontology annotation, biological process: transcription by RNA polymerase II. Lineage: Eukaryota; Fungi; Ascomycota; Eurotiomycetes; Eurotiales; Aspergillaceae. Gene Ontology annotation, cellular component: RNA polymerase II, core complex. The transcript is spliced from 5 exons.
AUGGCGAACGUUUACUUCCCCUACUCCAAGGCGCCUUUGCGCACCAUCAAGGAGAUUCAGUUUGGUCUCUUCUCCCCGGAAGAGAUCAAGCGGAUGAGUGUGGUCCAUGUCGAAUACCCGGAGACGAUGGACGAUCAACGGCAGCGGCCGCGGACAAAGGGUUUAAACGAUCCACGCUUGGGAACGAUCGAUCGGCAAUGGAACUGUGAGACUUGCGAAGAAGGCCAGAAGGAGUGUCCUGGUCAUUUCGGACACAUCGAGCUUGCCACGCCAGUCUUCCACAUCGGUUUCUUGACGAAGAUUAAGAAGCUCCUUGAGACGGUCUGCCACAACUGUGGCAAGAUCAAAGCCAAUACGUCCGAUCCCAAGUUUUUAGAAGCUCUGCGCAUGAGAGACCCGAAGCGGCGAUUCGACCAUAUCUGGCGACUGUCUAAAGAUGUGCUUAUUUGCGAAGCCGACCCUCCCCCGGAUGACGACGAGCCGUUCUCGAAAGAGAGCUCCAAACCCCUGAGGAUGCACGGUGGAUGCGGUAAUGCGCAGCCUCAAAUUCGCAAGGAGGGUAUCACUCUGGUUGGAACAUGGAAGCCCAAUAAGAUGAUGGAUGAAAUGGACAUGCAGCAGCCCGAGAAGAAGGUUAUCAGCCCGCAGGUUGCUUUGAAUGUCUUCCGCACCAUCUCCUACGAAGAUGUUCGCAUCAUGGGCCUGAGUAAUGAUUAUGCUCGUCCGGAGUGGAUGAUCCUGACCGUUUUGCCGGUUCCUCCUCCUCCUGUCCGUCCCAGUGUGCUUGUCGGCGGCAGCACCAGUGGCCAGCGCGGUGAGGACGAUCUGACAUACAAGUUGGCUGAAAUCGUCCGAGCAAACCAGAACGUCCAGCGCUGUGAACAGGAAGGUGCUCCGGAGCACGUCGUGCGCGAAUUUGAGUCCCUUUUGCAAUACCAUGUCGCGACUUAUAUGGACAACGAUAUCGCUGGCCAGCCGAAGGCCAUGCAGAAGUCGAACCGACCCGUCAAGGCCAUUCGAAGCCGUUUGAAGGGUAAGGAAGGUCGUCUACGACAGAACUUGAUGGGCAAGCGUGUGGACUUUUCCGCACGUACUGUCAUCACUGGUGACCCCAAUCUGUCCCUUGAGGAAGUUGGUGUUCCGAAGAGUAUCGCAAGGACCCUGACGUACCCCGAGGUUGUGACUCCCUAUAACAUCGAAAAGUUGCAGCAACUCGUUAUGAACGGUCCGAACGAGCACCCGGGUGCUAGGUAUAUUGUCCGUGACAACGGCGAGCGCAUUGAUCUUCGGCAUGCCAAGAGGGCUGGUGGGCAACAGUUGUUGUAUGGAUGGAAGGUGGAGCGUCACAUCAUGGAUGGCGAUGUCAUCCUGUUCAAUCGUCAGCCCUCUCUUCACAAAGAGUCCAUGAUGGGUCACCGCGUUCGCGUCAUGCCCUAUUCCACAUUCAGAUUGAAUCUGUCUGUCACGACCCCUUACAACGCUGAUUUCGACGGUGACGAAAUGAACUUGCACGUUCCUCAGAGCGAGGAAUCGCGCGCUGAAUUGAGUCAACUCGCGUUGGUCCCGAUGAACAUCGUGUCUCCUCAGCGAAACGGUCCACUGAUGGGUAUUGUGCAGGAUACUCUCUGUGGUAUCUACAAGAUUUGCCGGCGUGAUAUCUUCUUGACCAAAGAUCAAGUGAUGAAUACUAUGAUGUGGGUUCCCGACUGGGAUGGGGUGAUUCCCCCACCAGCCAUCUUGAAGCCCAGACCUCGGUGGACCGGAAAGCAGAUGAUCAGCAUGGCACUGCCUCCGGGUCUCAAUCUUUUGCGUGUUGACAAGGACAGCUCGCCGCUACAUGAGAAGUUCUCUCCUCUGGCGGACGGUGGUCUCCUCAUCCAUGGCGGUCAACUUAUGUACGGAAUGUUCUCCAAGAAGACUGUGGGUGCUAGCGGUGGCGGUGUCAUCCAUACCAUCUUUAAUGAGUACGGACAUGAGACCGCUGUGGCCUUCUUCAACGGUGCUCAGAGAAUUGUCAACUACUGGCUGCUACACAACGGCUUCAGUAUCGGUAUCGGUGACACUAUCCCCGAUGAGCUUACAAUCCAGCGGAUCGAGAACUGUGUGCGUAACCGGAAGAAGGAGGUUGAGUCUAUCACCGCCAGUGCUACUGACAACACUCUCGAGCCUCUGCCUGGUAUGAACGUGCGUGAGACGUUCGAGAGUAAGGUAUCGCGUGCUCUGAACAAUGCUCGUGAUGAGGCUGGUAGCGAGACCGAGAAGAGUUUGAAGGACUUGAACAAUGCCAUUCAAAUGGCCCGUUCUGGAUCCAAGGGUUCAACCAUUAACAUUUCUCAGAUGACGGCUGUGGUCGGACAACAGUCCGUCGAGGGAAAGCGUAUUCCUUUCGGAUUCAAGUAUCGUACAUUGCCUCAUUUCACAAAGGACGACUACUCGCCCGAAUCGCGUGGUUUCGUCGAGAACUCCUAUCUACGUGGUUUGACUCCUACGGAGUUCUUCUUCCACGCCAUGGCUGGUAGAGAAGGUUUGAUUGAUACCGCCGUCAAGACUGCUGAAACUGGUUACAUCCAGCGUAAGUUGGUCAAGGCGCUGGAGGAGGUCAUGGUCAAGUACGACGGCACUGUUCGGAACUCGUUGGGUGAUAUUAUCCAGUUUAUCUACGGAGAAGAUGGUCUCGACGGAGCUCACAUUGAGAACCAGCGCGUGGAUAUCAUCAAGUGUUCGGAUGAUAAGUUCCGUGAACGCUUCCGCGUUGACCUGAUGGACCCCGAGCGAACAUUGGGACCGGAGGUUCUCGAGCAGGCCAACGAGAUCGCGGGUGAUGUCGAGGUCCAGAGGCACCUGGAUGAGGAGUGGGAGGCUCUGCUGCGGGAUCGUGCGUUCUUGCGCACCGUCGCCAAGGAAGAUGAGGAGAUGAUGCAGCUCCCGAUUAACGUGCAGCGUAUUCUUGAAACCGCCAGAACCACUUUCAGGAUCCGGGAGGGCACCAUUAGCGACCUCCAUCCUGCGGAGGUCAUUCCUCAAGUGCGCGCUUUGCUGGAUCGUCUGCUAGUCGUGCGUGGAGAUGACAUUAUCUCGCGCGAAGCUCAGGACAAUGCGACACUGCUUUUCAAGGCACAGCUUCGCAGCCGUCUCGCGUUCCGGAGAUUAGUUACCGAGUACUCGAUGAACAAACUUGCCUUCCAGCAUGUCCUCGGAGCCAUCGAGAUGAGAUUUGCCAAGGCUGGCGCCAAUCCUGGUGAAAUGGUUGGUGUGCUUGCUGCCCAGUCUAUUGGUGAGCCUGCCACGCAGAUGACUCUGAACACGUUCCACUUUGCUGGUGUCUCGUCCAAGAACGUCACUCUUGGUGUUCCUCGUCUUAAGGAAAUUCUGAACGUUGCCACCAACAUCAAGACCCCGUCUAUGACUGUCUACCAGGAAGCCGCCCGGUCCCACGACAAGGAGGGUGCUAAGCAAUUGCGAAGCGCUGUCGAGCAUACUAGCUUGCGUUCCGUCACCGAGGCCACUGAGAUCUACUAUGAUCCUGACAUUCAGACGACCGUCAUCGAAAACGAUCGGGAUAUGGUUGAGUCUUACUUCAUCAUUCCCGAGGAUGUCACGGAUGACUCGUCUCGCCAGUCCAAGUGGCUGCUUCGUAUCAUUCUCAGUCGACCGAAGCUUUUGGAUAAGGGUCUUACGGUGCAGGAUGUUGCGGCUAGGAUCAAGGCGGCAUACCCCAAGGACAUUGCUGUCAUCUUCAGUGACAACAACGCUGAUGAGCAGGUUAUCCGAAUCCGUCAGAUUCAGGAUUACAAGGAAGACGAGGAGGACGAUGAUGUCGAGUACGAUGUUACGCUCAAGAAGUUGGAGCAGCAUCUCCUGGACACCCUCACUCUCCGUGGUGUUCCUGGCGUCGAGCGGGCGUUCAUCAACGAGAAGAGCAAGGUCCGAGUCUUGGAAGACGGCUCCUUGUUCGCGAGCAAGACCGAUCCACUUUGCAAGGAGUGGGUUCUCGAAACAAGCGGCUCUUCCCUGGGCGAAGUUCUGGCCAUUCCGGGUGUCGAUGCUACUCGGACGUAUUCCAACCAAUUUAUCGAGGUGUUUGAAGUCUUUGGUAUCGAAGCUGCUCGGACGGCGGUUCUUCGCGAGUUGACUCAGGUGCUUGCCUUCGACGGUUCUUACGUCAACCACCGUCACUUGGCGCUGCUGGUCGAUGUCAUGACUGUACGCGGUUACCUGACGCCUGUCACCCGUCAUGGUAUCAACCGUGCCGACAAUGGUGCACUCAUGCGUUGUUCCUUCGAAGAGACCGUCGAGAUCUUGCUUGAAGCUGCCGCUUUCGGUGAGUUGGACGACUGCCGCGGUGUUUCUGAGAACUUGAUCUUGGGACAGAUGGCCCCUGCGGGUACAGGAGAGUUCGAUAUCUACCUUGACCAGAACCUCAUGAACACGGUUGUUUCGAACAACGCUCGCUUCGGUGUUAUGGGAGCUCUCGGUGCUAAGGAUGCCAUCAUCUCGGAUGGCGCCGCUACUCAGUAUGACACGGGCUCGCCCAUGCAGGAGAGCGCUUACAUCGGCUCGCCUGAUCCCGAGUCGAACUUUUCUCCCAUCCGUCAAGGAGGUGCCGAGACCCCUGGUGGCUUUACGGAGUACCAGCCUACUGGCGGCUUUGGAGGCGGCUUCAGUCCAGCGGCUACGAGCCCUGCUGGCUAUUCUCCCAGCAGUCCGUUCAGUGCGAACCCGACGUCGCCUGGUUAUUCCCCGACCUCAAGUUACUCUCCCACAUCACCGGGCAUGGGAAUCACCAGCCCUCGUUUCAUGACGUCCCCUGGAUUCUCGCCUGCGAGCCCGUCCUUUGCGCCCACGUCGCCGGCAUACUCGCCCACAUCUCCUGCAUAUGGCCAGGCGUCUCCUACGUCACCCUCUUAUUCGCCCACUUCACCAGGGUUCUCACCAACUUCGCCGAACUACAGCCCUACUUCGCCCAGUUUCAGCCCUGCUUCGCCGGCGUUUAGCCCGACCUCGCCGAGCUACAGUCCGACCAGCCCUGCUGUCGGUGGCGUCGGCCGACACCUAUCCCCCACCUCCCCAACAUCCCCGAAAUACACCCCUACGUCGCCGGGAUGGUCACCCACGAGCCCCCAGACGUAUUCUCCCACCUCACCCAACUUUGCCGGCUCGCCGACGUCUCCUGGAGGACCAACGUCCCCUGGCUACAGCCCGACGUCGCCGGCUUUCAGUCCUACAUCACCCCGCCAGUGA